This is a messenger RNA of Schistocerca americana (American grasshopper), 2334 nucleotides long. RefSeq names its product ATP-binding cassette subfamily G member 4-like. The transcript is spliced from 13 exons. The record is from RefSeq and is a predicted model, not a curated record. Gene Ontology annotation, cellular component: plasma membrane. Lineage: Eukaryota; Metazoa; Arthropoda; Insecta; Orthoptera; Acrididae. The coding region runs from base 187 to 2295 and encodes 702 amino acids. Gene Ontology annotation, molecular function: ATP hydrolysis activity; ATP binding; ABC-type transporter activity.
GAACGUAUAAAUUAUAUUUAAUCACUCUAGAUUUCCCUUUUCCUCGGUGUUCAUAUUCUGUUCGUGAAGGUGCACGCUAAGUAGGUUAAGUUACACACGCGCAAGACCUACAUUCAGACAGUCGCGCAAGAGCCCUGUCUCUUGUCAGUUCAGUUAGAACGCUGUGGAGAUUGUUGGAAGCUGAACAUGGAGUCUGUGAAUACCUUCAUCAACAAUAUGCGGCGCAAGUCGUCAGUGAAGGUGACCAUCGUGCCGAGCCAGCCCAAGACGCUGACGCAUCUUCCCAAGCGGCCUCCCGUCGACAUUGGCUUUACGGACCUCAGCUACACCGUCCGCGAAGGCCGUAAAAAGAAGGAGAAGACGAUCCUGCGGUCGGUGAGCGGCAGGCUGCGCUCGGGCGAGCUGACGGCCAUCAUGGGCCCGUCCGGCGCCGGCAAGAGCACGCUCCUCAACAUCCUCACCGGCUACAAGACUUCUGGGAUGAAAGGUUCAAUCACCAUAAAUGGUGAGGAACGAAAUCUGAGCAGUUUCCGAAAACUUUCUUGCUACAUCAUGCAGGACAAUCAACUACACGCAAACUUAUCAGUUGAAGAAGCCAUGAAUGUAGCAACAGGCCUGAAACUUGGUAAUGAUAUGAAGAGUGAUGAGAAACGGGAUGUGAUCCAAGAAAUCCUGGAGCUCCUGGGUCUGCAUGAACAUAGGCGGACAAUGACAAGCAACCUGUCUGGUGGCCAGAAGAAGAGGUUGUCUAUUGCCUUAGAGCUGGUCAACAACCCACCCAUCAUGUUCUUUGAUGAACCAACAAGUGGUCUGGACAGUUCAUCAUGCUUCCAGUGUAUAUCCCUUCUAAAAUCACUAGCUCGUGGUGGACGGACCAUAGUAUGCACAAUCCAUCAGCCGAGUGCUCGGCUCUUUGAAAUGUUUGACCAUCUGUAUACAUUGGCUGAGGGUCAGUGUGUUUACCAGGGUUCCACCCAGGAACUGGUGCCUUUCCUUGCAAAUCUUGGUCUUGCAUGUCCCAGCUACCACAACCCAGCAUCAUUUAUAAUUGAGGUGUCAUGUGGAGAAUAUGGAGACAACAUUCGCAAAUUGGUGACAGCAAUAAGGAAUGGUAAAAAUGACAUUCGCAGUGGCACACCGUUCCCACCAAUUGCAGGAGUGGAUGAGAAAUUAAAUAAUUCUAAUGUUAACAUCCUGGAUAAAUCAAAAAAUCUGGAGAAAAGCAAUGGACAAACACAGGAGUCCAAUGGCGAACCAGCGACAUCUGUUGCUGGGACCAAUAUUAACCUAUUUCAACCAUAUAUUGCAAAUGACAUAGCUAAGAAUGGACACAGUACAGGAACAGAUUCUCAGGCAGUGGCAAUCCCAGUGGACUUGACUGGUUGUGAAAAAGCUCCAGACAAUGUGACAGCAGCACUUCUAGACCCCAGUGUAACUGUGAGACAGCGACGUUAUGCCACUUCACAGUUCACUCAGUUUUGGAUUGUGUUGAAGAGGACACUGUUGUUCAGCCGGAGAGACUGGACACUUAUGUAUUUGCGUCUUUUUGCCCACAUUUUGGUGGGUUUCCUCAUUGGGGCACUAUACUAUGACAUUGGAAAUGAUGGUGCCAAGGUACUCAGUAAUUUGGGAUUUCUCUUCUUCAACAUGCUGUUUUUGAUGUACACUUCCAUGACAAUCACCAUUUUAUCAUUCCCCUUGGAAAUGCCUGUCCUUAUAAAGGAGAAUUUCAACAGGUGGUAUUCAUUAAGAUCGUAUUACUUUGCAAUCACAAUAUCGGAUAUACCAUUCCAGGCCAUUUUCUGCGUAAUUUAUGUGUCAAUAGUAUAUUACAUGACAUCACAGCCUCCGCAAAUGUGGCGGUAUGCCAUGUUCUUGGGAGCCUGUCUACUAAUUUCAUUUGUGGCUCAGAGUGUCGGUUUAGUUGUUGGUGCUGCAAUGAAUGUUCAGAAUGGCGUUUUCCUGGCUCCUGUCAUGUCUGUUCCAUUCCUGCUUUUCUCUGGAUUUUUUGUAAGUUUUGAUGCCAUACCAAUAUAUCUUCGAUGGAUAACUUAUCUGAGCUACAUUCGCUAUGGAUUUGAAGGCACAGCUCUUGCCACAUAUGCUUACAACAGAGAAUUUCUGGAGUGCCACCAGAUUUACUGUCAUUUCAAGAAUCCUGAAACCACUCUAGAUGAGCUGGAUAUGCUGGAAUCCAGCUUUACAGUUGAUAUUGUUGCACUGGUUGCCAUAUUCUUUGUACUGAGGAUUGCUGCUUAUAUCUUCUUGCGAUGGAAGCUCAUAUCACAGCGGUGAAUGACUCUUAGUCCUUCACUCACAAAUUCCUACCAGUUU